This is a messenger RNA of Myotis brandtii (Brandt's bat), 1464 nucleotides long. RefSeq names its product wee1-like protein kinase 2. Gene Ontology annotation, cellular component: nucleus. Gene Ontology annotation, biological process: protein phosphorylation; regulation of meiosis I; mitotic cell cycle. Gene Ontology annotation, molecular function: magnesium ion binding; non-membrane spanning protein tyrosine kinase activity; ATP binding. The transcript has a single exon. The record is from RefSeq and is a predicted model, not a curated record. Lineage: Eukaryota; Metazoa; Chordata; Mammalia; Chiroptera; Vespertilionidae.
UUGCCUACCGUGGAAAGUUCUUUGGCUGAGAUGGAUGACAACAGUAUUAACAGAGAACUGAAGCAGAAAUUAAACUUCUCCUGUUGUGAGGAAGAGAGUGAGAACAAAGAGCAUAAGGAAGCACCGGAGGGCUGGGAGGCCCAGACCUUCUCCCCAGAGCAGUCUGAAUCCAAGGAUUCAGAGGCCCUGUUUACACCACCCAGGAUACCCCUGAGGGACGCACGCGGACUCCACACAUUUCAGGAAAAAGCCAAAGUGAGUACAGAGCCUGGUUUUGGGACCCUGGUGUCAGAACCACCCAAGUGUCCUACAACACCAGCCCAGCCAGAUGACAGAAGCAAGCUGUUGUACUGCGAGAGUCCUGUCACUCCCAAAGGCCAGCCAAGCCAGUCCAUGAUUUCUUCAACAGGGAAGCUGCCCUCCUGAGGCUCUAAGCAUUUUAGGCUCACACCUGUCUCCCUAACAGAUGAAAUGACCUCAUUAUCUCUGGUUAAUAUUAAUCCCUUCACCCCAGAGUCCUAUAGAAAACAGUUCCAUCAAUCCAGUGGCAAGAGGAAAAUCCGAGGAGAUCUCGAGGAAGCUGAUCCGGGGGAAGGUAAAGUAGAACAAGGGCUGCCUGCCAAGAGAUAUGUUCUACGAGAAACCAACAUGACUUCCCGUUAUGAAAAAGAAUUCAUGGAGGUAGAAAAGAUUGGAGUUGGGGAAUUUGGUACAGUCUACAAGUGCAUUAAGAGGCUGGAUGGAUGUGUCUAUGCAAUAAAAUGCUCCACGAACUCUUUUGCAGAAUUAUCAAAUGAGAAUUCAGUUUUGCAUGAAGUUUAUGCUCAUGCGGUACUUGAUCAUCACCCCCAUGUGGUACGUUACUACUCUGCAUGGGUAGAAGAUGACCACAUGAUCAUUCAUAAUGAAUACUGCAAUGGUGGGAGCUUAUAGGCUGCUAUAUCUGAAAACACGAAGUCUGGCAAUCACUGUGAAGAGCCAAAACUCAAAGACAUCCUUCUGCAGAUUUCUCUUGGGCUCAAGUACAUCCACAAUGCUGGCAUGGUGCAUCUGGACAUCAAACCAAGUAACAUCUUCAUUUGUCAUCAGAUACAAAGGGACUCUCCUAUAGUCCAAGAAGAUAUUGAAAAUGAUGCUGAUUGGUUUCUCUCUACCAAUGUGAUAUACAACAUUGGAGACUUGGGUCUUGCAACAUCAAUAAGCGAACCCAAAGUGGAAGAGGGAGAUAUUCACUUCCUAGCUAAAGAGAUUUUGCAAGAGGAUUAUCAGCAUCUCCCUAAAGGAGACAUAUUUGCCUUGGGAUUAACAAUGACAAAGGCCGCAGGAGCAGAGUCAUUACCCAGCAAUGGUGCCAAGUGGCAUCAUAUCCGCGAGGGUAACCUUCCACACAUUUGUCCUGACCCUGUUGUAAAUGUUAUGACUGGUUUUGAUUUUCUGGGUGUCACCAAUUUCUCCUUGAUUUGA